CGUGCUCGCUCGCGCCAGGCGAGUCUCCGCGUCUCCCUCGCGAACUCGGUGAAAGGAAUUGGCGCCGUUCGACACCAGGCGGGUCCGCUCUGCAGCACGAACCCACCUCCAGCCGCAGCCGCAGCCGCCGCCCGGGCCGAGGAGCAGCCGCAGCAGCCGCCACCAGUGGCCGAGUGAGCGGAGCCGAGUUUGAGCCAGCGCCUAGCGGUGAAUCGGGGCCCUCACCAUGAGUUCCUCGCCUGUUAAUGUAAAAAAGCUGAAGGUCUCGGAGCUGAAAGAGGAGCUCAAGAAGCGGCGCCUUUCCGACAAGGGCCUCAAGGCCGAGCUCAUGGAGCGACUCCAGGCCGCGCUGGACGACGAGGAGGCCGGGGGCCGCCCCGCCAUGGAGCCCGGGAACGGCAGCCUAGACCUGGGCGGGGAUUCCGCCGGGCGCUCGGGAGCAGGCCUCGAGCAGGAGGCCGCGGCCGGCGGCGACGAGGAAGAGGAAGAGGAGGAAGAGGAGGAGGAAGGGAUCGCCGCCCUGGAUGGCGACCAGAUGGAGCUAGGGGAGGAGAACGGGGCCGCGGGGGCGGCCGACGCGGGCCCGAUGGAGGAGGAGGAGGCCGCCUCGGAAGACGAGAACGGCGACGAUCAGGGCUUCCAGGAAGGGGAGGAUGAGCUCGGUGACGAGGAGGAAGGCGCGGGCGACGAGAACGGGCACGGGGAGCAGCAGCCUCAACCGCCGGCGACGCCGCAGCAACAGCCCCCACAGCAGCGCGGGGCCGCCAAGGAGGCCGCGGGGAAGAGCAGCGGCCCCACCUCGCUGUUCGCGGUGACGGUGGCGCCGCCCGGGGCGAGGCAGGGCCAGCAGCAGGCGGGAGGUAAGAAGAAGGCGGAAGGCGGCGGAGGCGGCGGUCGCCCCGGGGCUCCGGCGGCGGGAGACGGCAAAACAGAGCAGAAAGGCGGAGAUAAAAAGAGAGGGGUGAAAAGACCUCGAGAAGAUCAUGGCCGUGGAUAUUUUGAGUACAUUGAAGAGAACAAGUAUAGCAGAGCCAAAUCUCCUCAGCCACCUGUUGAAGAAGAAGAUGAGCACUUCGAUGACACAGUGGUUUGUCUUGAUACUUAUAAUUGUGAUCUACAUUUUAAAAUAUCAAGAGACCGCCUCAGUGCUUCUUCCCUCACUAUGGAGAGUUUUGCUUUUCUUUGGGCUGGAGGAAGGGCAUCUUAUGGUGUGUCAAAAGGCAAAGUCUGUUUUGAGAUGAAGGUUACAGAGAAGAUCCCAGUAAGGCAUUUAUAUACAAAAGACAUUGACAUACAUGAAGUUCGGAUUGGCUGGUCACUAACCACAAGUGGAAUGUUGCUUGGUGAAGAAGAAUUUUCUUAUGGGUAUUCUCUUAAAGGAAUAAAAACAUGCAACUGUGAGACUGAAGAUUAUGGAGAGAAAUUUGAUGAAAAUGAUGUGAUUACAUGUUUUGCGAACUUUGACAGUGAUGAAGUAGAGCUCUCCUAUGCAAAGAAUGGGCAAGAUCUUGGCAUUGCCUUCAAAAUCAGUAAGGAAAUUCUUGCUGGAAGGCCACUCUUUCCGCAUGUUCUCUGCCACAACUGUGCAGUUGAAUUUAAUUUUGGUCAGAAGGAAAAGCCAUAUUUUCCGAUACCGGAAGAUUAUACUUUUAUCCAGAAUGUCCCCUUAGAGGAUCGAGUUAGAGGACCAAAGGGGCCUGAAGAGAAGAAAGAUUGUGAGGUUGUUAUGAUGAUUGGUUUGCCAGGAGCUGGGAAAACGACCUGGGUUACUAAACACGCAGCAGAGAAUCCUGGUAAAUACAACAUUCUUGGAACAAACACCAUAAUGGAUAAAAUGAUGGUGGCAGGGUUUAAGAAGCAGAUGGCUGAUACUGGAAAACUGAACACGCUGUUGCAGAGAGCUCCCCAGUGUCUUGGAAAGUUUAUUGAGAUUGCUGCCCGUAAGAAGCGAAAUUUCAUUCUGGAUCAGACAAACGUGUCUGCUGCUGCCCAGAGGAGAAAAAUGUGCCUGUUCGCAGGCUUCCAACGAAAAGCUGUUGUAGUUUGCCCGAAAGAUGAAGACUACAAGCAAAGAACACAAAAGAAAGCAGAAGUUGAGGGAAAAGACCUACCAGAACAUGCAGUCCUCAAAAUGAAAGGAAACUUCACGCUGCCCGAGGUAGCUGAGUGCUUUGAUGAAAUAACCUAUGUUGAACUGCAGAAGGAGGAAGCCCAAAAACUUCUGGAGCAAUAUAAGGAAGAAAGCAAAAAGGCGCUUCCGCCAGAAAAGAAACAGAAUACUGGCUCAAAGAAGAGCAAUAAAAAUAAGAGUGGCAAGAAUCAGUUCAACAGAGGCGGCGGCCACAGAGGCCGUGGCGGCUUCAACAUGCGUGGUGGCAACUUCCGAGGAGGAGCUCCUGGGAACCGCGGCGGCUAUAACCGGAGGGGCAACAUGCCCCAGAGAGGUGGCGGCGGCGGGGGCAGCGGCGGCAUUGGCUACCCGUACCCUCGCGGCCCUGUGUUCCCCAGCCGAGGCGGCUACUCCAACAGAGGCAACUACAGCAGAGGUGGGAUGCCCAACAGAGGGAACUACAACCAGAACUUCAGAGGACGAGGAAACAAUCGCGGCUACAAAAAUCAAUCUCAGGGCUACAACCAGUGGCAGCAGGGUCAAUUCUGGGGUCAGAAGCCAUGGAGUCAGCAUUAUCACCAAGGAUAUUAUUGAAUACCCAAAUAAAACGAACUGAUACAUAUUUCUCCAAAACCUUCACAAGAAGUCGACUGUUUUCUUUAGUAGGCUAACUUUUUAAACAUUCCACAAGAGGAAGUGCCUGCGGGUUCCUUUUUUAGAAGCUUUGUGGGUUGAUUUUUUUUUCUUUUCUUUUUUGUACAUUUUUAAUUGCAGUUUUAAAGUGAAUCGUAAGAGAACCUCAGCAUUGUGCACGAUAAGAGAAUGUGUCAGUAUUUCAGGGUUCUACAUUUUAUCUGUAAAAUGUGACUUUUUUUUUUAUCACAACAAAAGUAAAAUGUUGCUUUGUACCUGGUGUCUUUUAUUAAGAAUUUACUCCCCCCAUUUCUCACAGAGAUAACAGUCGGGAGUCAUUGUCACAAUAUAAUAGAAAUGUUAGCAACCAGAUUCAUGUAAGGACUAAGUAGUCCUCAUGAAUUGCAUAAGACUCUGUACUGCUCAUAGUACACUCCAUCCUCUCUGUAGUUUGCUGAGUAGUGGAGGGGGAAGGCUUCAAGAGUAGUUUCCGACAAUAACUGGGAAGGCUUUUUCUUUUUUUAAACAAUGGAAUUGGCAUAAUUGGGAAUGAAGAUAAAACUUGGAACCAAGAUAGAGAAGAUGGAGUGUAUGUAGAAGGGCUGUUAAAAAUGUAAAACUUGGUUGCAUUAUUUGUGGAGGCUCAAACUUGUGAAGGUUCAAUACCAUACUUUUUCCAUUUGUUCUGCAUUUUGAUUCUGAAAAGAAAGCUGGCUUUGCCCAUUUCUUAUUAAAAAAACUUGUUGUAAA
Zalophus californianus (California sea lion) is the source of this 3493-nucleotide messenger RNA. It is a transcript of the gene HNRNPU, whose product is annotated as heterogeneous nuclear ribonucleoprotein U. Gene Ontology annotation, biological process: positive regulation of attachment of mitotic spindle microtubules to kinetochore; negative regulation of transcription by RNA polymerase II; RNA localization to chromatin. NCBI's taxonomy places the organism in Eukaryota, Metazoa, Chordata, Mammalia, Carnivora, Otariidae. Gene Ontology annotation, molecular function: transcription corepressor activity; RNA polymerase II cis-regulatory region sequence-specific DNA binding; promoter-specific chromatin binding. The transcript has 14 exons. Gene Ontology annotation, cellular component: mitotic spindle midzone; telomerase holoenzyme complex; inactive sex chromosome. Bases 227 to 2704 code for a protein of 825 amino acids. The record is from RefSeq and is a predicted model, not a curated record.